This is a messenger RNA of Lymnaea stagnalis (great pond snail), 237 nucleotides long. NCBI's taxonomy places the organism in Eukaryota, Metazoa, Mollusca, Gastropoda, Lymnaeidae. The record is from the annotation of a GenBank genome assembly.
AUGGGGGAGAACGUAGACAAGGACUACUUGAAGUGCCAGUUUUGUGAGAGAACUUUCAGAAGGCAAAAGAACCUGGAGAACCAUGUGGAGAACACUCACCAGGGCAAAGGUCCGCUCAAGCCGAGGAGGGAGACCAACGACAUGUACUUUAAGUGCUCUCACUGCCCGUACACAACCAAACAUCAAAGCAAUCUAUACGUACACUUACGGAUUCACACAGGUAAGGAUGUCAUCUAA